Lycium ferocissimum is the source of this 2087-nucleotide messenger RNA. Its product is annotated as BTB/POZ domain-containing protein POB1-like. The record is from RefSeq and is a predicted model, not a curated record. Bases 68 to 1750 code for a protein of 560 amino acids. NCBI's taxonomy places the organism in Eukaryota, Viridiplantae, Streptophyta, Magnoliopsida, Solanales, Solanaceae. Gene Ontology annotation, molecular function: protein binding. Gene Ontology annotation, cellular component: nucleus. Gene Ontology annotation, biological process: response to red light. The transcript has 7 exons.
AAUAUCCUCACAAACUUUUUCUUCUUUAAUAAUUUGGAUUAAAAACUUGAACAGCAACCCAACUAUAAUGGAUUCAGAUUUCUCUCCUGGUUACGGGUCGGGUACUGUAUCCGAUUUCGGGUUCGCUUUUAACGACAGUAAUUUCUCUGAUCGGAUUUUGAUGGUUGAGAUUGUUCCUGAUUCUAAAUCCAACGGUGAGGGAUGUUGUUGUAGUAGCAGUGUUAAAUGUGUCAUUGAUUGGGCUCGGAAAUGCAAACACAGGAGAGAAGAAAUCAAGAAAGAAAAUGUGGAUGCUCAUAUCAUAAACCUCUCAGAUGUGGACGUGCUCACGCAACGUGAGGAGGAGGUUUUGAAUUGUAGUAUGCUGGACACAGAAGAUGUUCUUGCUUAUGAGAACCAAGAUGAGGAAGUUGUUGCAAUGGCUGAGGAACCUCCAUCCGGCAUUGAGACGACUAUAGAUCACCCGGGUGACGGUGAAGCUUCUAAGAGCACUGACUCGUCAACAAACAUGGACUCUUCAACUGCGCUUCGACUUAGAACUAUACACAUCAGUUCUCCUAUUUUGGCCGCAAAGAGUCCAUUCUUUUAUAAGCUAUUCUCCAAUGGCAUGAAGGAAUCAGUGCAGCGGCUUGUUACUGUACAAAUCCAUGCCUCGGAAGAAGCUGCCUUCAUGGACUUACUAUAUUUCAUGUAUUGCAAUACUUUACCUACGAUAACGCCUACUGCAUUGCUUGAUGUGCUUAUGGCUGCUGACAAAUUUGAGGUUGCAUCAUGCAUGAGACACUGCAGCCGUUUACUGCGCAAUCUUCCCAUGACAUGUGAAUCAGCUUUGCUCUAUUUGGAUCUUCCUUCUAGUGUCUUAAUUGCUGAUGCAGUUCUGCCACUGACAGAUGCUGCAAAAGAGUUUCUUGCUGCACGUUUCAAGGAUAUAACCAAGUUCCAAGAAGAGGUAUUGAACUUGCCUCUUGCAGGAAUUGAGGCUGUCCUCUCCAAUGACAAUCUUCAGGUUGCUUCGGAGGAUGCUGUCUAUGACUUUCUGUUGAAGUGGGCUCGUAUCCAUUACCCAAACUUGGAGGAACGACGUGAAAUAUUGAGCUCACAUCUUUGUCGCCUCAUUCGUUUUCCACACAUGACAUGCAGGAAGCUGAAAAAAUUUCUAACUUGCAAUGAUUUUGAUCCUGAACUAGCUUCCAAGGUUGUCAUGGAUGCUUUAUUUUUCAAAGCUGAAGCACCAUACCGGCAGCGUUCGCUUGCUGCUGAGGAGGGCAAUGCCUCACACCAUCUUUUUGUGGAGCGUGCAUACAAGUAUAGACCAGUUAAAGUUGUUGAGUUUGAAAUGCCUCGUCAGCAGUGUAUCGUUUACCUAGAUUUAAAACGGGAAGAGUGCAAUAAUCUCUUUCCUACUGGUAGAGUUUACUCGCAGGCUUUCCAUUUGGGUGGACAGGGUUUUUUCCUAUCAGCUCAUUGUAACAUGGAUCAACAGAGUUCAUUCCAUUGCUUUGGGUUGUUCUUAGGCAUGCAAGAGAAAGGGUCAGUGUCAUUUGCGGUGGACUAUGAGUUUGCCGCUCGGACAAAGCCAACCGAGGAAUAUGCGAGCAAGUAUAAGGGGAACUACACAUUCACCGGUGGCAAGGCCGUUGGCUACAGGAACUUGCUUGGCAUGCCUUGGACUGCGUUUAUGGCUGAAGGUAGUUUAUACUUCAUCAAUGGAAUUCUCCAUCUUCGAGCUGAGCUUACUCUCCGACACUGAAUGCUUAGGUACUAACAGAAAGCCAUUGCUGCUAGGAGGGUCUGGAGAAGAUGAGGAAUGCUAACUGUAAGAUGUUGUCCAGGCAAGGUCUGUUAAAAGGUUUAAAUUGUAUAUACAGGUUAAAGUCCAGUGCCUAUGUAGAAACGGUUAAAAGGUUUAAAUUGUAGUUACAGGUUAAUUUAAGUUCAGUGGCUAUGUAGAAAUUGUCGUAUGGGCUUGUAUGUACUGCUGUAUGUUACUGAAACUAACAGAAUCAGUAGCUCAUCUGUUGAUAUUGCACUUGACUUGUAACUUGCCGGUCCACUUUGAGCUGCGUAAUUUAAGUCUCUCAGCAAAU